Molecule: messenger RNA, 1260 nt
Organism: Auanema sp. JU1783
Lineage: Eukaryota; Metazoa; Nematoda; Chromadorea; Rhabditida; Rhabditidae
Source: the annotation of a GenBank genome assembly
AUGUCUGGAAGAGUUCGUUUCUCCGAAGAGAGACCAGGAGUUGCUUAUCUCCCCACACUGCCAACUCAAGUUCCAAGCACAGGACUUGUAAGCGAGAUUUUCAGCCGACCCAUGCCUCCUCUCCAUGUCGAAACAAAUUUUGAAAUGGAUGCUUUCACAGCUGCUAGCAUUGGUGAUUCCAAGCUGAUUGCCGUUCUGAUAGGAAAACAACCGAACCUUGUCAGCUUGAAAAACCGUUCUUCUUGGUCCCCACUUUUAUAUGCAGCUUAUUUGGGGCAUCAUCCUGUUUGUACGAUUUUGUUAGACAACAAUGCUCAGAUUGAUGAGUGCAAUCGCAGAGGACAAACCGCUCUAAUGCUCGCUGCUGCUUGUGGAAAUAAAGAGGUUGUCAAAGUUUUACUAGAAAGAGGCGCGAGCACUGACCGAGCUGACCGAUUUGGGCGACAAGCUCUUCAUUAUGCUGCCAAUUGCAGUCAAAAUGAUGUUGUUGAUCUACUUUUAGCAGCAGGAGCAGAUCCUAAUGCGACAGAUGAAGAAGCUAUGACCCCUGUACUCGAGGCAUGCAUUUCCGGUCAUGAAUUAACAUUGAUCAGUUUAUUAGAAAAGGGUGGAAACGUGCACUUGAAAAACAGUCGGGGAGAAGACGGUAUCGCUCUAGCGGCUGAGAAUUCCAAAGUUCUGAGACUAAUAAGAGAAAAAAAGAAAGAUCGUGUUGAGUCUUCAACAGGCGGAGGGUUUGUAGUCGAACCCUCGGCUGCAAGAGAUCCUAAUACUUUGGAGGAAUUACUAGAACGAAUGAAUUUGGGUCGAUAUUAUCCUCGUCUACGUCAAGAAAACCUCGACUUGGACUUAUUCUUCUCGUUAACUGAAAAGGAUUUAGAUGAAAUGGGAGUAGCAUAUGGUCCUAAGAAAAGGAUGUUAUCGGUCAUUGAUAGAUACCGAUCUUCAGGAAAAGUGAUCAUAGAAAGUUAUGAGAAUGUUCCUAUCCGUCAACCCCAACAACUAGCACCUUCCCCUCAUUAUGCAACUCCAGCUUUCUCUCCCGUAGUGACCAUUCCCGCUACGAAAGACGAACAAGCUGAACUGAAAGCAAGUCUUCGAUACAUUUCAGAUCAAAAUGAACAAACAAAACAGUUUGCAAUUGAGUCGUUAAGUCAUUUACAUGGAGGGCCAGGCAGCGAACGAUUACGCCCCCUCCUGACAGCAAUAAUUGAUGGAAUGGAGAAGAUAUCUACAAGACUUGCACGUCAUGCUCUUUGA